GUUCUAUAAAUCACUUCCACCUGUAAGCAAGGCUUACGGGACUGCUUGUCUAGUUUUGACAACUGCAUGUCAAUUGGGACUGUUUGAUCUUGUUGAUAUUGCAUUAUUGUAUGAGCUAGUAUUCUCCCAUUUUCAGGUAUGGAGAUUGAUAACAAAUUUCUUCUUUCUUGGGAAGUUCUCAAUUAAUUUUGGGAUUCGCCUCUUGAUGAUAGCAAGAUAUGGAGUGCAACUGGAGAGUGGACCUUUUCAAAGACGAACAGCAGAUUUUCUGUGGAUGAUGAUAUUUGGAGCUUUGACAUUGUUGGCUUUAUCGCUAAUCCCCUUCUUCCGCUCCCCAUUCUUGGGCAUAUCAAUCGUUUUCAUGCUUUUAUAUAUCUGGAGUAGAGAAUUCCCAAACGCUAAUAUCAAUAUUUAUGGUCUUGUGACCCUAAAGGCGUUUUACUUGCCGUGGGCCAUGCUCGGUUUAGAUGUUAUUUUCGGAUCACCAAUUAUGCCAGAUCUCUUGGGGAUCAUUGCUGGACAUCUCUAUUACUUCUUAACCGUGUUGCAUCCACUUGCCACGGGGAAGAACUUUUUGAAGACACCAAUAUGGGUACAUAAGCUGGUUAUGCGUUGGAAGAUUGGAGCACCUACUGCUACUCCUGCACAACCUGAUAAUGCCGGUGCAGCUUUCAGAGGGAGAUAUUAUCGGGUUGGAGGAGCAACAGCUUAUCCUGCACAGCCUGAUAGGGGUUCUGGUGCAGCAACAACUGACACUGUGCAACCUGAUAGCAGUUCUGGUGUAGCAUUCAGAGGGAGAUCAUAUCGCCUUGGUGGGUGAGUUGCUGCAUUUUCCACCUUCAACCGGUAGCUUCAAG
Molecule: messenger RNA, 857 nt
Organism: Nicotiana tabacum (common tobacco)
Lineage: Eukaryota; Viridiplantae; Streptophyta; Magnoliopsida; Solanales; Solanaceae
Source: RefSeq, a predicted model, not a curated record